Messenger RNA from Dromaius novaehollandiae (emu), 2003 nucleotides. It is a transcript of the gene CENPO, whose product is annotated as centromere protein O. Gene Ontology annotation, cellular component: Mis6-Sim4 complex; kinetochore. The transcript has 7 exons. The record is from RefSeq and is a predicted model, not a curated record. The coding region runs from base 285 to 1166 and encodes 293 amino acids. Lineage: Eukaryota; Metazoa; Chordata; Aves; Casuariiformes; Dromaiidae.
GGUUGUUACGGUGAGCGCGGGAGCCGUUGGGGAUCCGGGGCGGGGCCCAGGCGUCCGGGCUGCUCCCCCCCCCUCCAAAAUCCCUUUUGAAGGGGGACCCAGCUGUUUUCCCGUAGGCCUGUGCUUUUCGGAGUCCCACCCCAACAGUGCGAAGGAAAGGGAGAUCCUGUGGGACAGAGCUCUCGUGGCCCCCACGCUGCUGCGUCCUGGGACAGCGCCCGGCAGAGGAGGGCUUGCCCUGGCCGAAGUCUGCGCUUCCACUUGCUCGAGAGUGGCAGAGGAAAAUGGAAGAAGGGAGAGCAUAUUCGCGAGAUGGGGUGUUAUCUCACCUGGAAAUGUUGGAGGCACAGGCUCAUGAGCUAGCUCUAAAGCAAGAAGAAACUGAGCAGCAGGAGGAGAAACUGGACAGGCUGAAAGCAAGAGUGCAGGAGCUGAGGCUUCAGAGGGAUGAGCUGCGGGCCAAAGUGGACCUGCAGCAAAAGAGGCUCCUUGGGAAGGAAGGGGUCGUGACGAGUGGUGUCCUAGGCGCAGCGCAGCCCAGUGACCGGGCCGUUCUGGAGUGGAAGGUGAAAAGCGUCCAGGCCAUGCUGCAGGUUUUCUACCUCACAGGCAUCAGUGGGAAGCUGACCAAGCACGGCGUGUGCUUCUGCAUCAGCACGGCCUACGAGGGCACCUACCUCGAUUCCUACCACCUGGACCUCAUCACCAAGCCGGAGGUGCAGAUUCGCCGCCACUCCGUCCCAGUUUUUAUCCCCUUGGAGCAGCUCGCCAAGAAGUACUUGCAGACGGACAUCAAGCGCUUCCUGUCUGCGCUCUCUGACCACCUGAACGCUUACGCUGGCAGGAGGUACCAGGCCGACCAGUUACAGGAACGUUUUUCAGACCGUCUAGAAGGAACCCUGCAGAGGAACUCCUUGUGUAACAUGUUGGUCUUCAAUUACAACACGGCAGGAAAAAAACAGACCUUCCCGUUCAGCGCAAAGCUGCUUUAUGGAGAUCUCUGUCGCAGCCUCCCCACUGAAGCCGUUGUUUCAUGCACACCGGGCGCUCCCGCGUCCCUAGCAGAGAGGACAGCAGCUCACUCGGACGUGUUUCGCCGCCUGGCUCUGCACAAAGCCUUUGAGUCGUUCAGCAGCCCUGAAGAAAGCCUGGAUCAAGCACCGUAAGCAAGUCCGGCUCUCCCCAGUGUUGAGUAUUUCCUGAGCUUCCCGGCCUGUGCAGAGUGGUCUCGAAAUGCAAAUGUUUUCUGUGAACUGCAGCACUGUGGCUGGGAACCCACUGCGGAGCAGUUGACCCGGUUUGAGUCUGGAGAGAGAUAUUUUCUUGAGGCUUUCAGGUGUCUAUUCCGGGUAAACUCUCCUCAGUGCCGUGCUUGUUCUUUGAGAGCUGUUUGCAGUGUUUCUUUGUGGUUGCUGCUGUGGCCCCACAGGAAGUGUCUCGCUAUUGGAAUGAGAAAUGACAUUAUAAAUUUGAUAUCUUGGUGCUUUUGGGGCAGCAGCCCUGUGGAUCACCACCAUGCCCUUAACCAGACAGCAGACCUUGAAAAGCAGGGAGCCAGGUGAGUGAUCUGUCCCCUGCUUACAGUGGUCAGGAAGAGACGUCGCGUUAAACCCAGGGGCUGGGGGACAACAGGGAUCAUUGCGGUAGGCUGCUGAGUUGGUUUUGGACAGAGAUGAGGUCUGGUCGUUGCCAGCAGUGCCCCGUGCCCCUGUGCGGGCUGCGUAGCCAGAAUUAAACCCCCAAAGCAUCAACAUUGAACUCUCCAGAAGAUCUCACGGCAGCAGUGGCUCUGGACAUGCUGUUUCCUUCCCUGUGGGCACAGGGCCACUUUCCUGAUGUCUUGGCUUCAAUUCUGAUCCAAAUUUGGAUCAGAAAAACUCGCUGUUUUGUAACAAGACUUUUUUAACUUGUUAAUAAAAAUGCUGUUAUGGAAAUUGUAGUACUUAAAUCUCUUUUUAGCUUUUCUAACUUGUAAAUAAAAAUAGUAUGUUACGGAAACUGUA